GAGGUCGGCGCUGCUCGCGGGGCUCCGGCGGCCCUUCCAGGGUGAAGCUGCCUGGCUGGAGUGGAAGGAAGGGGGCCUCCCCUGAGACUGAGAUGGCGCUCGCCCGUCCGCCGGGGGGCCAGCGGCUGAGUCACCUGCGCAGCAUAGGCUCCUGGGCUCCGGUCCCCGGCGUCAGUCCGGUUAUCCACUUUUCCAAGGCCGUCACCCUCUUCGGCCGUAACACCCGGGUAGCGGACUACCACCUCAACUUGCCUGCCACAGACCUCAAUUACAUCUCCCGUAUCCACGCGCGGAUAAUCCGGACAGACGGCGAAUACAUUCUGGUGGAUUCCAGCCUGACGGGCGUGUAUGUCAACGACAUCCGCAUCGAAGGCGAAGUAAAUUUGCGCGAAGGAGAUACAGUCACUUUUGGCCAUCCUGAUGGGAAAAACGUCCUCCUGGGAAGCCACACACGGCAGCCAAAUUCUCCCUUUUAUUUCCUGUUUGAGCAUUGCGAUUGCUCUCCUGGCCGGAUGCAGAGCGCUUAUGCAGACGGGAGAAAUUUCCCCCAACCGUUGAAAGGUCCCGACUUGGUUUCUGCAGGAGUUUCACCUCCAGGCAACCCGAACUUGGCACUUGCGGGCAACGUUUCUCCUCCUCAGAUGGCACUAGCAGGGGUGCUGCCAGGCCAGGCCCCUCUGGCAAGCUCUGUCACACAGCAUGGCCCCCAGGAUGCUCUGGCCCCACCACCAAACCCAGCGCUUUCCGCCUCUUCCCCACUUACGGCUGAGAAGGCAUCCGAGAAAAGCAGCUUUCCUUCCUCACCUCGUCCUCCAUUAAGUGCUCCGUGCAGACGGGCCUCCCAGGUUCUCCGUUCCGCUUCACCAGAUUACACACUUCCCGACGAGAACUCUUUUGCGGCCACUGGGUCUCCUCCGGAAAGUCCAGAAUCCGGCGACUCCGUUUCUCGCAGCAGCAGCAGCAGUGAGAGUACCGUGGAGUGUGACACGCCUCCUCCACAAGGGUUGCCUCCACACGAGGCUGCCGGAAGUGAUCCCGAGGGAGGCUGCGUGCCUCCGCUCCUUCCCGGCCCCACCUGUUCAGAGGCAUCUGAAGCGGCUGAUCGCGAUGGCUCCCCAAAAGCAGCAGAGGCCUCUGGGCCCUGGGAGGAAACGCUGCAGCUCACGCCCGCCUUUCCCACGGAGACGGAAAGCGAGUCUGGUUGUGCUCGGUCUGUUUCUGGCCCAGAGUCUCCAGCUCUUAGCGAAGCGGGUGAGGAACAGGCCCAGGUGGAUCUUUGCCCAAGCAUGGAAGACACCGCUUGUCUGGGGGAAUCGUUUGCUUCAGAGGCAGAGAGCCCAGUGGAAGAAAUGGAAGUGGCUGAACUGGCCGGGAGCCGUGCUCAGGUAAGGAGGGACUCCGUGGAGGAGCGCGAAGAGAACCUGAUGGAGAAGCACCCAGCGGAGGCCUCUUUCUCCUCCGCAGAAGCAGAAGUGGCAGAGGGAGCGGAAAGCGGGGCAGUCGGUCCCUCUGCGGAAAGCCAGGUUUCUGAGCUGGGGCACAUUCAGCAACAUGACUCCGCCAAGAGAACGGCUGAGAUCCAUUUUCCUCCUGGGGAAGAGCCGAUGAACGAUUCUUCCACCCAAAUCUUGAGCCAGGAGACGUUGGACUCUGAGAGGAGAAACCCACUUUUGCCUUCAGGGCAUUCAUCGCGUGGUGGUGUGGACCUCACAGUGGCUUCUCCACAAAAGGCUGCAGCCAGUGAAGCGGUGGAAAUGGAACCUCCCACAGGUGAGGGCUUAGAAGGCCUGGAUGGCCAUCUUGGUGGUAGAGAACUUGAGCCAGCGAUGAGUUCUGCGAUUCCAGCAGACGCUGAAGGCGUUUGCGAGAAGGCCAGCAUGGUGGACCUUUGUGCAGAAGUGGGAAGGCGGACUGAUGGAGGGAAGCCUGGAGAGAUGGAAGUAGCAGCAGCAGAGUCUUUCAAGGCCCUGGAUACAAGCCAGGAGCCGGGCGCUGAGGGCGCUGACUCAAAGGCCUGGGAGGCCAGGGAGAUGCUGCUGCAGAAACAGCCGGAGACCCUGGUCCUUGGCGAGCAAUCCAAGGGCAGAUUCUGCCAAGGAGAAAAGCCCAAGGACUGGAGGGGAGCUUCUGACACAGCAGACAGAAACCUCCAUUCCAAAGACCAGCCGGAGCCUCCUGAAGGAGCAGAUUUGCUGCAAGCAAGGCCCUUUUUUGGGGGAAACAAGGUUCUCGCAGGGGCCUUGGAAACUUCAGUUCCCGAACCUCCCGAGAAUUUGGGCGAAGUGAUUUCUGAGCAAGGCCUCUUCCAGAGCAACAGGAUCCUCUUUGAAGAUCAAGGGGGGGAAGGGCCUGUGAUGGAGGGAAAAUGGGAACCUGAGACCCCCAGAAGUGCCGAGUCCAGCAACAACUCGAGUGAGGUGGCGGCUGAUUCCCGGCUACAGGAUGGAGAUGAGGCGAGUGAAAGCCACGAUUCUUCCCUGGGAGUGACUGGUGUUGCCGUGGUUGGGCUGCCUGGAGGGGGACCACCCAGUUACAAAAGUGGCAGUGAGGGACAACUUCAGGGUGACUCCAAGGAUCCACCCAGGGAGGAAGAAUCGGAGUGGAGGAGAAGCACAAUCAGCCCCUCAGCAGCAGCAGCAGCCGCCAACGAAGAUGCAGCCAAGCAGCACCGAGAGGCUGAGGGUGGCCUGGAGAAAGACCCCACGUGCCUUGUAGGGCAGGAGGAAGCGGAGGGCUCUUCUGCUGCUGCGGAUGCCUCCCUCGCGAGAAGCCCCAGCCCAGAGCAGUCCUUUUGGGGCUCGGCAGGUAGACAAGGGGAUUCCUCUAGAGGGGGCCUUGAAGAGGGGAGAAUUCCCCACUUAGGGGACUGUUCACUUGCGGGCACACAACUACCUUCUUUGAACAGCCAACAUGAAGCAGGAGAGAGAUCGGUGUCUGAGAGUAGCCACCUUUUGAGUUGUCAGUAUGUCACCAAGGAUGAACGGUUUACAGGUCUGAAUGAAGAAGGCGGAGUGAAGACCACCAUGGGAGAGGAGGAGGAGGAGGAGGAGGGAGAGGCAAGUCCUGUGGCAAACGCUCCUUCGGCUGUCACCAAGAGGGAUUUGGAUCCAAGUCCUAGGCAGGUGGGGUCGUUGAAUGGGCCUGGUAGUGCAUUCUCCAGUGGUUCUUCCUGUGUGGUUGAUCUCCAAGAACCGAAUCCUAAUACUGUUGAGCCUGAGAGACUGGAAACCUGUUUGGAAGGGGCAUCCCAAGGAGCCGAUGUUGGGGGAAGGUUGCUUCGUCUGGAAGACCCUCUGAUCCGAGACAGAGCUUCGGAGGAACCAGAAGCCCCUGUUGAACGGAUCAGCCUGCCUGUUCCAGGAGAACCUGGGCCAGAUGUCCUCCUUCCUGAGGAGAGGGGUGGUUCUGCCCAGAUGGCCAAGGCAGGAGGCAGCCCUCCUGGGCUCCCCCUUCCAAGCGUUGGCCUUCUACAGCCUGGGGAUGUUGCUGUCAACCUCCCAGUGGAGCCAAUGGACAACUCUGAUGGGGCCCUGCAGUUGCCUGAUGGGGAUGAUGGGCUCCGUGGUCAGGUUCCUGCGCCUGAAGCGGAAAAAGGAGAGCCGGGCCAGUUGGGUCCUUCCAAGACGGAUGAUCUUCAUGGAGGAAGGGACGCCUCCCGGUUGGACCCAGCUGAACAGGCAGCUAAUGCGACCGAGAGCAGGGAAGCCUUUAGGGAACCGACUGAGGAAUCAGCCACCCGAAGACCAGCUGACCUGGCCGUGCCAGAGACCAGGGCUGGGCCACCGAAGGGCACGGAGAUGACCCUGGAGAUGAGCCCGGAGGGCCAACCCUCCUCCCGUUGUGACCAAGGCAGUCCUGGAAGGGGGGCUGCGUCUUCCACCGCAGGGACAGAGGCCGAAGAGCCCCCCCAUUCAGGAAAGAGCCGGAAAAGAGCAUCCGAAGCACCGGUGGAAGCAGGUGGGGAGGAGAUGGAGCCGGAUCCUGUCAACCUGGCCGGUCAGCCUGAAAAGCCCCCUUUGGACUCCGCUUCAGAACCAGCAGAAGACGGCAGGGUUGCCUGGAAGGGCUUCCCAGAAGAUGCCAGUCUGGACUUGGUCCAAGGGAGCGGGCCUGUGGCUGGCAGGCUUCCUGGGCAGCCAGGCACGGUAACUGUGGCUUCACCUCUUGGAGACGCCGUUAAAGGGCCUCCGGCAAGAGAGGCGUCCAGCAGUCCCCAGUCAGGGAAAGGUGGAUACGCUCAGAAGGCCAGGAUGGUGCCUGAGGACGCCAACAGGCUGCCGGCCCCAGAAAGUGCCUGCCGGCUGGGCAAGGACCCAGAGGCCUCUGCCGGGCACAGAGGAGGCUUCGGGUGCUCGGAGCCCUGCGAAGAAGAGAAACCAAACCGCUCUCCUCCUAGGAAAAGACCUCAAAACGGGGACUUGGAUUUGGAAGGCGCUGCCUGUCACCCAAAGAAGCUCUUCCGGGAGGAUUUGGCUUCUGUUCGGGGCCCUGGGAGUGACCCAGCGGCAUCUCCUGUGGCGCCUCCUCCUCCUCCUCAUCUGAGGGAGAGCGUCGAGCAAUUUGGCAAAACAAUAGAGAAUUUCCUGGAUCAGUGCAGGAACCGAGUCCCUCUGUGCUCCGACCCCACGGAAAGAAACGGAGAAGCUCUCGCUCAGAUAGUGAGAAAUUACUUUAAAAGCAACGUUGACUCCGAUGCACCUGAAAGGGGGGAAGCCGAAGAAGCUCCGUCUUCAGAAACUGCAGCCGCAAAGGGGAUCGGCUGCCAGUCGGAAGGGGGGGGCGCAGGAGGCCCCAGGGGAAGCCCGGGCGGUGAUGGGCCUGGCUCACCCAAAGGGGAGGAAGCGGAGGGUGCCCGCAUCUCUGAAGAUGCACCUGUGUCCCCUGGAGGCCGGUCAGCCGCCUCCGGCUCCUCCACCAAGGAAGAGAGCAAAGGCUCAGGGGCCCCCGGGCAGGGAGGCUUCUACUACUUCGAGGAGGAGCCCUUCCCCAUGGAGGUGGGCUCAGCGCUGGGGGACUCGGGUUGCAGCUCUCCUGCCGAGUCGCUAAAUGCAGCACUGGUGGAGGGGCCUUGGGAAGAGGAGUGGGACACCCCUUCCUCCUUGGACAUCACCGCCAGUUCCCAAAGCUACGAACCUUCUCCCAGUCCACACUGGAGCAAUUCGGACCAAGCGCUGGACAGCUGCUCUGAAGGCUCUAGCUGCCUCUUGGAAACCGACUGGUACUAUGCCUCCGAUGAACGCCCGGGGAUAUUUCUGGACGUGGCCGUGCCGUGGCCGGAAGACAGGAGGCUCCUGGCCAUCGGCUGCAGCGUGGAGAACUGGACGGAGGAGGUGGGCCUGGUGGCUCUGCCUGCCGAGAGGACCCUGGGAGCCCCCCGGAGAAGGCAGCUGAGGCCAAUCGGAGGGGGAUGCCGGCCCAAGGCAGCCCUGGAGGCUCUCCUGACCCAGGCCGCCGACUUUCGCAUGGAAAUCGAGAAGUUCAUCGAUUCUCAUACCGACAACUUGCGUGAGAUGAAAGGCGGGGAGUUCUGGCCCAUCGUGAAGUGUGUGAGGAUCCGGGUGGCCACGGCGGAGGUCCUGAGGACGGGAGCGGUGCUGGUGGACCUGCCUGGGACCCGGGACUCCAACGCGGCUCGGGACACGACAGCCCGAGAGUACCUGAAGGACUGCAGUGCCGUGUGGGUGACUGCCAGCAUCACGCGAGCCGUGGACGACAAGACGGCCAAAGAGCUGCUGAGUGCCAACUUCCGCCGGCAACUGUUUAUGGACGGCCUCUAUGGGAGCCUGGCCUUCGUCUGCACCAAGACGGACAGCUUCAGCAUCACUGACAUCAUCAGGGACCUCCACUUACAAGACCAGAUCCGACCCCUGGAGGAGGAGCUGCAAGAGCUGGAGCGCCAGAGAACUCGGGCAGAAGCGGAGAAGAAGCACCUUUACGAUCAGCUGCAGCAGCAACAGCCAGCGAGGAAGGAAAGUGCAGCCGCAGAGUCCGCCUGGCUUCAGAGACAUGACAUCUUGGAGAAGGAGUUCCAAAUCUGUGCCUUGCAGCGCGAGAAGGAGGCCAGGCUCCGGGCCAUCAGCCUGAUCUGCGUCCAGGCCCGGAACGAGUUUUCCAAGCAGCGGAUCUUGAUGGACUUCAGUGCUGGCCUGCAGGAAGUGUCCAGGAGAGCGGAGGGCGAAGAAGACGGCGAAGAAGAGGUGGACGAGGGGGACUCGGCUGGAGAGCAGCAGCCUGUCAAUCUGGAGGUUUUCACGGUCAGCUCGACGGAGUAUCUCAAACUUGGUGGGAAGCUGCUCUGCAAUGGCCAGCCUCAAGUUUUCCAUGACAUCAAAGACACAGAGAUUCCUGCGCUGAAGAAGUUUGCCAUGGACACAGCGCUAAAGCACAGCAUGGUGGCAACCGAGAAGGUCAUCCGGGACGUGGCUCGUGUCCUGAGCCAAAUGGUGAAUUACCUCAACAGCCAGAGGACGGAGGCUGAUGCCCACCAGGCCCAGGUGCAGGAGAUGCUGCAGCAGGCCUUGCAGGGCCUCCCUGCCCUCCUCCAGGGGGUCCUCAGGGCCAGCGCUCAGGACCUCCGGCGGGCCUUCGAGGCCCUCCUCCUGGGCAGCCUGCAGAACGGUGCUGAGAGGGCCAAGCAGCUCUCCGAGGCCAUCGCCAAAGGCUGGGGCUCGCCGGUGGUUGGCUACCCCCACGGGGCCUAUCGGGCGAUCUGCAACCACCGUGGCGUUUACACCUCUCCCAAGUACCAGUCUGUGGAUUUCAACAAAGAGCUGGCCGAGCCCAUCCUCCAGGUCAUCUCCCUGGCCUGGAACGAGGUCUUCAGCUCCCGGCUGGCCAGCUCCAUCGAGGGCUUCACAGCUGCCCUCCUGGACCAGUUGAGCUCCUUCUUCAGGGGCCUCAAGAAGAAACUGCACCAGCACCGCCCGGUUGCCGAAGCCCUGCAUGCGAUUCACGCCCAGCAGAUGGAAGCCGCUCGAGCGCGGUUGCUCAACUUCACCCUGGAUCAGACGACUUCCAUCACGAGGAAGCAGCGGACGGUUUCCCGGCUCUUGAUCCCGACGAUUCAGGCCGCCAUGGAACCGGCCUAUGCAGCCUGCUCCCAACUCUCCGGCCGGGGGUAUUUCCAGAGGAUGAAAGAGGAGAUGGAGACAUUCGUCCACCUGCAGAAGGACGCCAUCUUUGACUCGGCUGUGGAGAAGAUGUGGCAGCAGCUGGAGCUUUUCCAGCUGUCCAUCCACCGCAGCCUGCAGUCGGUGGCCCAGGAGCUGGCCACGUCCAUCAGGAUGCAGUUCGAGCCGCUGCUGAGGCCGGUCCAGAAAAACAAGGAGAUCCUUCCAGAAUUGCAGCGUCUCUGUGCUAAGGUGGACAAGAUUUGCCAGCGCUCGGGCGUGGACUACGUGCUUCCCACGGCCCUGCAGCCAGAGGAGCAGCCUCCCAAAACAGAGGCCAAACUGCCAGGAAGUGGGGGCUGCGUCAGCUUUCCGGCCGCAUCCAUGGAUGUCCGAGUCGGAGCCCUCCCUCUGCCCCACCUGGUGGCCAUUCAGGUGUCCGGGGAGCACAUCACCUUGACUCUGGCAGGUGAGCCCACCCAGGCCUCCCUCCCCCUUGGGAGCGUUUACCGCUGCGAAGUCUGCCUGCCCCUGGGCUGCCUGAUCCUGCGCGUCUCUGCAAAAGCCGCCUGGGAAGUUGGCGUCCAGUGCAGAGUCCAUUUGCCGAGCCCAGGGCUGUGCAGCCAGGAAGCCCUGGUCAUCCGGGAAGCGACCCAGGACGAGAGGCAGCUUCCCAGGCUGAGGGACUGCCUGGCAGCCAGGCUCAGCGCGGCCACCCGGGUGCAGGAGCUCAGCCCACAGCAAGGAAGGGAGACGCUGCUGUCGCUGGGAGUCCCCUACCUGGGCCAGCAGAACCUGGAAAGCGCUGAGCCCCCCGGACCCCAAGGGGCUUCUGCUCCUGAGCCCGUCGCAGCCGUGGGCACGGCUGGGCAGCAGCCGUGCCCCCUCCUCCUUCCCUGGCACCCCUAUGCCAGAAAGAGGGCCGGGGAGGCAGUCCUGCCGCAGCUGGAGAAGAAGUCCAAGGUCCUGCCUGUGGAGCCUGCCGGCUACGCUUGGCUGCCGUGCGGCCAGGGUGCAGGUGUGAAGCCCACGUCCCACUCCGCAGCCCUCCUGGGGAGCCACAGCCCAGAAGGAGCCUUCCGUCCGUGUCCGGUAAGUGUUCAUGGGAGGCCCAAAAGCCGCCCUUGGAAAGAGGCAGCUUCCCCGAGCCCUGGGGGUUGCUUAGGGGGGUGGGAGUCCCUUUCUGCAUCCCCUUGA
Messenger RNA from Notechis scutatus (mainland tiger snake), 8306 nucleotides. The record is from RefSeq and is a predicted model, not a curated record. NCBI's taxonomy places the organism in Eukaryota, Metazoa, Chordata, Lepidosauria, Squamata, Elapidae.